This is a messenger RNA of Ilyonectria robusta, 1061 nucleotides long. RefSeq lists its product as uncharacterized. Bases 255 to 1061 code for a protein of 268 amino acids. Gene Ontology annotation, cellular component: mitochondrial large ribosomal subunit. The transcript has a single exon. NCBI's taxonomy places the organism in Eukaryota, Fungi, Ascomycota, Sordariomycetes, Hypocreales, Nectriaceae. The record is from RefSeq and is a predicted model, not a curated record. Gene Ontology annotation, molecular function: structural constituent of ribosome.
AACCUCACGAUGCCAAAAUUCUCCCCAAAACCUCUCGUCACCGGAGAGAGAGAAAGCGACGAAGCGACCGACGAUCAGCGCAUUCUGGACGGGAGCUGGACCGCGCCCAAUUACGCCUUCCGCCGCCAUCCCCCGACGCCAAUUGAGGCCAAUGCCUCGCCGAUAACCCGGAAGAACCCUCCCGCCACCCCGAACCUCGCCGCCUAGUCGCUCGUCCGACGGCAAAAACCAAACCCUCACGAAGCACCAUCGCCAUGGCGUCCUUCGCCGCCGCCCGACGGCCGUUCGCUGCCGCCUCGGCAUUCUCCUCCCUCCUCGCCCAGCCUGCCGCGGCCGCCGCUCGCCCCUUCAGCACCACCCUCCCCCAGCAGACCAAGACCGUCAAGGCGCACCGCCUGCCCGACCGCCUGAUCCCGCCGUACCCCUACGGCGAGCGCCGCAUCUACAAGCAGUCCAACCGCGGGCUGUACGGCGCCGCGCGCAUCCGCUUCGGCAACAACGUCGCUGAGAAGUGGGGCAACAAGAGCCGCCGCUUCUGGCGGCCCAACGUCCAUGUCAAGAGCUUCUACCUGCCGGCCCUCGACGCCAACAUCAAGACCCGCCUCACCCUCCGCGUCCUCAAGACCAUCCGCCGCGAGGGCGGCCUCCAGGAGUACCUCCUCAAGAGCAAGCCCGCCCGCCUAAAGGAGCUCGGCCCCGGCGGCUGGAACAUGCGCUGGCUGCUCAUGCAGAGCCGAGCCAUCCAGGAGCGCUUCAACGAGGAGCGCAUCGCCCUCGGUAUGGAGCCCAAGCCCAUUGAGAACCGCGACGAUGUCAUCCAGUACGCUCUCGACUUUGCCACACCUGGUCCUCUGAGCAUGCGAAGUCGCUCGACACUCGAGGAGCUUAAAGCGGCCGCCACUGCUGAGCACGAGGCCUUUACUCUGGGCGAUUUAGAUUUGGCCGAUCUAGAGGGAAUUGGGGAGCUGUCAGACGAAGAGGAGGCUCGCUUGUUUAAGGAGCUUGAUUUGGCCGAGGCUCAGGCCAGCAAGAUUAAGAACAAGGACACCGUCACUGUGUAA